AUAAACUGCUUCUGUUCUGCAAUCAGCAACGGACAGGUGACUCGUUUAAGCCUCGCUAAGUCGUUUCAACAAUGCCACCCAGUCCUAAUUUCUAUGCACGGUGAAUCUUUUUGUGUUUUUUCCCCCAAUUUUCCCUUUGCCGUCGGCCGAGAUGGUGCUGUAUGUCAUUUUUACCAACCCGAUACAAACGAAAUACAAAACUUCCAUCUGCUCCAAAGCAACGUUCAUUAUUAUUUUUAUAAAUUUUUUAAUAUUCGCCGUCCCGUUGUUGAUCGCUUACAGAACUCACGGAUUCUGGAUCAAGUCUGAUGUCUACAGGGAACAGCCCGAUGUCCAUUUUAUGUAUGAAUAUUUGAUCAUGCUUGAAACUGAAAAAGCUGACUGCCCAGUCAUCUGCACGACUUUCAACGCCUUAUCCCAAGCAACAGAAUCAUUCAAUAAAUGUUCUGUCAUAAAGGUGAGAGAAGUAGACAACAAUAAGGAUGGGAAAAACGAAAAACUCUUUUUCGAGGCAGAAGCACUCCUGGAACCAGUUGAAAAUGUAUUCUCUGUAACACUCAUUCUCGUCUUAAACUAUAAAUUAUAUAGUUACAGUUGGUUGGAAAUGCAGACCCUUGCUUGGAUUGAAGCGACUUCAGGGGUUGGUGGGAGUCAACUGUCGAUAAACGGAGAUCUCAGGCUGCACCAGAGACAGCUUCUCAGUAAUAAAGGAAAGGAUUUCCGUUACAAUACAUCAAUCGUAUCUGCAAAUUACACCCACGAAUUUGAUCUGUUCGACUUUCUGUCCAGUUAUGCCGAACGGAAUAUCACGACAAAAGUCGACAAUGUCUACACGGUAUGGAAGAGGGGUCGUGAUCCAGAGAUGCCUUUUCAGAUUUCGCUGAUACUGACGUAUCCAGAAGACAACGUCCAGUAUCGCCCUGGGACCUGGCACGUACUGAAACUGGCCUGGGUUCAAUAUUUCGCUCUUUUGUACAUUUCAGUUCUGAUUGGACGAAGGGUGAAACAUUUCAUUUUGGAUUAUAGAUUAGUUCACAACAUUAGAUAUGAACCUUGGAAAAAGGCCCUGUAGAAUUUAGCACCUUCAUACAAGGUUUUUUGUCUAAUAUUUAUGUUACAAUUUUUUUUUAAAUAGUAGUAAAAGUAACAAAAAUAACUUUUUUUUUUUUUAAAAGAAAUCUUAGAUUUUUAUUAAGAGUAGACUUAAACAUCAAUGCAUUUUGAUGAUAUCUUUAAGUAAAAAUCUACCUAAUCUAGGUAUGAACUGUUCAUGUAUGCUCAAGACGAUUGGAAUUUGCCAUGUAAGACUGAAAAAAUGUAUUAUCUAAGAGAUAUUCAUUCUGAUGACUUAUCUUUCAACUUUGUGUUCUUUGAUUGUAUAUUUGUGUUUUCAAGAAUUUCCCACUUUUAUAAACAUUUAAAAAUCCUCAUAUUAUGAUGACUGUAUGUAGUCGAUUUUCCUUAUUAAGGGUUUAUGAGUGUAAUUAAUACCAUAAUUGUACAAAUAGUUGUGUUUAGUGAAAUGAGUAGUUCAGAUUCAAUUAAUUUGUGGUAACACUCAAAAAUAAAUGUAAC
This is a messenger RNA of Cimex lectularius (bed bug), 1575 nucleotides long. RefSeq names its product transmembrane protein 231. Gene Ontology annotation, cellular component: ciliary membrane; ciliary transition zone. Lineage: Eukaryota; Metazoa; Arthropoda; Insecta; Hemiptera; Cimicidae. The coding region runs from base 152 to 1072 and encodes 306 amino acids. The transcript is spliced from 5 exons. Gene Ontology annotation, biological process: regulation of protein localization; cilium assembly. The record is from RefSeq and is a predicted model, not a curated record.